AUGGCGGUUCGACAAUAUGGCGAUUGCAAGCAGCUGCAGCAACAGUUGCAAAUGCAACAACAAUUGCAACAAGAAAUGUUGCAAUUGCAACAGCAGCAGCAGCAGAAGCAACAGCAGCACCAACAACAGCAACAGCAGCAACAGGAGCAGAACAAUUUUACUAUGUCUCAACAAUACAGUGUGGAGGAAUUUCUUGAAUACACAAAUCAAGAUAUUCCAGAUGAAUUGACGCUUCGAAAACAUUAUUUGGAUGAGUGCUACAAUUUAGCCAUUGAAAAUAUUCAAAACAAUAUUGGUGACAAUAAUAUAUGGAUAUCUGUGGAUGAAACAACAGAUGCGACUGGCCAAUAUAUUGCAAAUUUAAUUGUAGGCAAGCUUUGCGAAAAUGAAAAGACACAACCUCAUUUGUUAGUUUCUCAGCAAUUAUCGAAAACAAAUCAUGCAAGUAUUGCACGCUUUGUAAAUUCCGUCAAGGACACUAUGGCCAAAUAUAAGUGA
Messenger RNA from Pseudomyrmex gracilis, 498 nucleotides. Its product is annotated as UPF0746 protein DDB_G0281095-like. The transcript has 3 exons. NCBI's taxonomy places the organism in Eukaryota, Metazoa, Arthropoda, Insecta, Hymenoptera, Formicidae. The record is from RefSeq and is a predicted model, not a curated record. Bases 1 to 498 code for a protein of 165 amino acids.